UCAAACGAUAAACGACCCAAAUCGAAGAAGAAUGUCCAACAAUUCCCCCAUUUUCCCCAUCCCCGAUUCUCAACAUUUCAGCGACUAUGGCUUCGAUCCCCAAAUCGACUACUUUCAGGUUAUGGAGGAAGCAAGGAAGCAUAAGAGAUCAGAGACGUCGGCAAAAUCCUCAAUUAACGGGCUUCACUUCAAGCUCCAAAAACCCAUAUCAAAAGAUGACCCGACCCGAUCCACAAUGCACAACAAGAGGAAGAAACGGUGGUGGUGGAAGAAAGCUUUCCCUUUUUUCAAGUGGCGGAAAUGGCCAAUCUCCACCGUCUGCUUGAACGAGGACCGGCGGUCUAGGAAUUAUCGCGCCGUAACCGGGUCAAUGUCGAUGUCCGGUCCGAUUUACGCAACUGAGAGCCGGAGCGGGUCGAGUACACCGUACCGUAUGACGACGUUGAGUAGAUCUUCGUCGGGACCAAUAGCGGGAACACUGACGCCGGCGAGGAAGGGUGACGUGGCAAUCCCGUAUCUUAGCUUACGAGAGCUUACCAUGGAGCCGCAGCAACAGAGGAUUUCUACCUCUUCUUCUCCCAUUUACUUGGUCACGUAAAAAAAAGAAAAGGAUAUUUAGUAAAACAAAACUUUUCUUUUUGG
Molecule: messenger RNA, 642 nt
Organism: Eutrema salsugineum
Lineage: Eukaryota; Viridiplantae; Streptophyta; Magnoliopsida; Brassicales; Brassicaceae
Exons: 2
Coding region: 32-598 (188 amino acids)
Source: RefSeq, a predicted model, not a curated record